AUGGCAGACAGAAAAGUAAACGAUACAUGGUUGUCCUAUGGACUGACGGAUGCGAGAACAGGGGGACGGAAAAGAAGACUUUCCCUAACAUGGAAAGAUUCAAAAGGCAGUAAGCCUCAGUCUACUACUUAUGAGUCUCUUGCGGUUGUCCCUGAGAAGAGAGCAAGGAGAAUGAGGGGCCUGAUGAAAAGUAGAUUGACGGAAGCUAAGGCAGUUUUCAAGGAUAAGAGCUCUCAGGCCUGCAGGGCAGCUGCAUCAGAGGCUGUCUCAGGAUUGCAGUUCUGUAGGAGGAAGGGACAGAAGAGAACCAUAUGGAGUGUCAACUGUACAGAGGGAACUAAAGUAUGGAUGUAUAAAAAAAGAAGAUCAAGCUACCGACCUGAAGACCUAGAAGCCUUCUUUCGUCUUUUGGAGGAUCCAGUUAUCCAGAGCUUUUUGGCAGCUGACAAGGCCCUAAAAGUCUCUGACAAGUACCUCCUUUCCAUGGUGGUGGAGUACUUCGGCCGAGUUGGGCUGCCUGGGCACAUGUACAACAGGAUCCACUUCUUCCUUGCCCUUUACAUAGCAUGUGACAUGGAAGAAUCUGACCCAAUUACGAAGGUGACCAUCAUCCAGUAUUUGCUGGGCAAGGAACACUGGAAAGGCUUGUGCAAAGAAUUUCUUAAGUUGAAGACAGAGUUCUUUAAAGCACUGGAAUACCGAGCUUGGGUCAAGCCUGAUUUGUGUGAGGAGAUCCAGAACCACAAUCCACAACACUGGGUCUGGAGCCGGGUGCGUGAGGGCACCCACUAG
Molecule: messenger RNA, 792 nt
Organism: Jaculus jaculus (lesser Egyptian jerboa)
Lineage: Eukaryota; Metazoa; Chordata; Mammalia; Rodentia; Dipodidae
Product: putative speedy protein E7
Exons: 7
Coding region: 1-792 (263 amino acids)
Biological process (GO): positive regulation of cyclin-dependent protein serine/threonine kinase activity
Molecular function (GO): protein kinase binding
Source: RefSeq, a predicted model, not a curated record